AUGUCUUCUCAAAAAAUUGAUUUAACUAAAUUAAAUCCUGAACAAUUGACUUUAGUCAAGCAGCAGUUUGACCAAGAGUUGCAACAUUUUACACAGUCUUUGCAGGCUUUGGUUGUUGCCAGAAACAAGUUUGCAGAAUGUGUUGAAGAUGUCAAGAGUGUCUCAGCAAAGGAAAAUGAAGACCAAAAAAUAUUGAUUCCAGCUUCUUCAUCUCUGUAUAUUCCAGGUAAGAUUGUGGAUAACCAGAAAUUUAUGGUUGAUAUCGGUACUGGUUAUUACGUGGAGAAGUCAGCAGAAGAAGCAAUUGCAUUUUAUACUAAAAAGAUUGAAAAAUUGAAUGGUGAAUCAGGUCAAAUUCAAGCAAUUAUUAAGGAAAAGACACAAUCCUCUCUAGCAAUUGAGACCCAAAUAAGACAAAUGGCUGUCAAGCAGCAUGAGGAAAUGGCCAAAAAACAACAAGAACAAAAAUAA
Vanderwaltozyma polyspora DSM 70294 is the source of this 471-nucleotide messenger RNA. RefSeq names its product Gim5p (gene GIM5). Gene Ontology annotation, cellular component: cytoplasm; prefoldin complex. The transcript is spliced from 2 exons. Lineage: Eukaryota; Fungi; Ascomycota; Saccharomycetes; Saccharomycetales; Saccharomycetaceae. The coding region runs from base 1 to 471 and encodes 156 amino acids. The record is from RefSeq and is a predicted model, not a curated record. Gene Ontology annotation, biological process: regulation of DNA-templated transcription; protein folding.